Molecule: messenger RNA, 1089 nt
Organism: Chanos chanos (milkfish)
Lineage: Eukaryota; Metazoa; Chordata; Actinopteri; Gonorynchiformes; Chanidae
Gene: elavl3
Product: ELAV like neuron-specific RNA binding protein 3
Exons: 7
Coding region: 31-1089 (352 amino acids)
Cellular component (GO): ribonucleoprotein complex
Molecular function (GO): RNA binding
Source: RefSeq, a predicted model, not a curated record
UUCUCCUCCUCCCUUCAGAUAAUCAGCACCAUGGAAACUCAGGUGUCCAACGGUCCGAGCGGAACCAGUCUGCCUAAUGGCCCAGUCAUCAGCACCAAUGGUGCCACAGAUGACAGCAAGACCAAUCUGAUCGUCAACUACCUGCCUCAGAACAUGACCCAAGAGGAGUUCAAGAGCCUUUUCGGCAGCAUCGGGGAGAUCGAGUCCUGCAAACUAGUCAGAGACAAGAUUACAGGCCAGAGUCUGGGAUAUGGAUUUGUAAACUAUGUGGAUCCUAACGACGCAGACAAGGCCAUCAACACUCUCAAUGGUCUCAAGCUGCAGACCAAAACAAUCAAGGUGUCCUACGCCAGACCCAGCUCGGCCUCUAUCCGCGAUGCUAACCUAUACGUGAGUGGCCUCCCCAAGACCAUGAGCCAGAAGGACAUGGAGCAGCUCUUCUCCCAGUAUGGUCGUAUCAUCACCUCCCGCAUCCUGGUGGACCAGGUCACAGGCAUAUCGCGAGGAGUGGGUUUUAUCCGGUUUGACAAGAGAAACGAGGCAGAGGAGGCUAUCAAGGGCCUGAACGGCCAGAAGCCCCUGGGCGCCGCCGAACCCAUCACCGUCAAGUUUGCCAAUAACCCCAGUCAGAAGACGGGCCAGGCCCUGUUGACCCAGCUGUACCAGACUGCCGCUCGCCGUUACACCGGACCCCUACACCACCAGACCCAGAGAUUCAGACUCGACAAUUUACUAAACGUCAGCUACGGAGUCAAGAGCAGGUUCUCCCCAAUCACUAUUGACAGUAUGACCAGUCUGGCCGGUGUCAACCUGACCGGGCCCACGGGAGCCGGCUGGUGCAUCUUCGUCUACAACCUUUCCCCCGAAGCAGACGAGAGCGUACUGUGGCAGCUCUUUGGACCCUUCGGUGCUGUCACAAACGUCAAGGUCAUUCGUGACUUCACCACUAACAAAUGUAAGGGCUUCGGCUUCGUCACCAUGACCAACUACGACGAGGCGGCCAUGGCCAUCGCCAGUUUGAACGGCUAUCGCCUGGGUGACCGCGUGCUGCAGGUCUCCUUCAAGACCAGCAAGCAGCAUAAGGCCUGA